AUGACCGUGUUCAGGCAGGAAAACGUGGAUGACUUCUACGACACCGGCGAGGAGCUUGGCAGCGGGCAGUUCGCCGUGGUGAAGAAAUGCCGGGAGAAGAGCACAGGCCUGCAGUAUGCCGCCAAGUUCAUCAAGAAGCGGAGGACCAAGUCCAGCCGGCGGGGCGUGAGCCGCGAGGACAUCGAGCGCGAGGUCAGCAUCCUGAAGGAGAUCCAGCACCCCAACGUCAUCACCCUGCACGAGGUGUACGAGAGCAAGACGGACGUCAUCCUGAUCCUGGAGCUCGUUGCAGGUGGCGAGCUGUUUGACUUCUUGGCGGAAAAGGAAUCUCUGACUGAAGAGGAAGCAACUGAAUUUCUCAAGCAAAUUCUUAAUGGUGUUUACUACCUGCACUCCCUGCAGAUUGCCCACUUUGAUCUUAAGCCUGAAAACAUAAUGCUUUUGGAUAGAAAUGUUCCCAAACCUCGGAUCAAGAUCAUCGACUUUGGGCUGGCCCAUAAAAUUGAUUUUGGAAAUGAAUUCAAAAACAUAUUUGGGACACCAGAAUUUGUCGCUCCUGAGAUAGUCAACUAUGAACCUCUUGGUCUCGAGGCAGAUAUGUGGAGUAUUGGAGUAAUCACCUAUAUUCUCCUAAGUGGGGCCUCGCCAUUUCUCGGGGACACGAAGCAAGAGACGUUAGCAAAUGUAUCCGCCGUCAACUACGAAUUUGAGGAAGAAUACUUCAGUAACACCAGUGCCCUCGCCAAAGAUUUCAUAAGAAGACUGCUCGUCAAGGAUCCAAAGAAGAGGAUGACCAUUCAAGAUAGUUUGCAGCACCCCUGGAUCAAGCCUAAAGAUACCCAACAAGCACUUAGUAGAAAAGCAUCAGCAGUCAACAUGGAGAAAUUCAAGAAGUUCGCAGCCCGGAAAAAAUGGAAACAAUCCGUUCGCUUGAUAUCACUGUGCCAAAGAUUAUCCAGGUCGUUCUUGUCCAGAAGUAACAUGAGUGUUGCCAGAAGCGACGAUACUCUGGAUGAGGAAGACUCCUUUGUGAUGAAAGCCAUCAUCCACGCCAUCAACGAUGACAAUGUCCCAGGCCUGCAGCACCUCCUGGGUUCAUUGUCCAACUAUGAUGUCAACCAACCCAACAAGCAUGGGACACCUCCGUUACUUAUUGCUGCUGGCUGUGGAAAUAUUCAGAUGCUGCAGUUGCUCAUCAAAAGAGGCUCAAGAAUCGAUAUCCAGGAUAAGGGCGGAUCCAAUGCCAUCUACUGGGCCUCCCGGCACGGCCACGUGGACACCUUGAAGUUUCUCCAUGAGAACAAAUGCCCCUUGGAUGUGAAAGACAAGUCUGGAGAGACAGCCUUGCACGUGGCGGCUCGCUAUGGCCACGCCGAUGUGGUUCAGCUGCUGUGCAGCUUCGGCUCCAAUCCCAAUUUCCAGGACAAGGAGGAAGAGACCCCUCUGCACUGUGCCGCCUGGCAUGGCUACCACGCCGUGGCCAAAGCCCUCUGCGAAGCCGGCUGCAACGUGAACAUCAAGAACCGAGAAGGGGAGACGCCCCUGCUGACGGCCUCCGCCAGGGGCUACCACGACAUCGUGGAGUGUCUGGCCGAGCACGGAGGCGACCUGAACGCCUCGGACAAGGAUGGACACAUCGCUCUCCAUCUUGCGGUGAGGCGGUGUCAGAUGGAGGUCAUCCAGACGCUCAUCAGCCAGGGGAGCCUCGUCAAUUUCCAGGACAGGCACGGCAAUACCCCCCUCCAUGUGGCCUGCAAGGAUGGCAACGUGCCCAUCGUGAUGGCCCUCUGUGAGGCCAGCUCCGAUCUGGAUAUCUCCAACAAGUACGGACGCACCCCUCUGCACCUGGCCGCCAACAACGGGAUCCUCGACGUGGUCCGCUACCUCUGUCUGGCGGGCGCCAACGUGGAGGCGCUGACCUCGGAUGGGAAGACGGCGGAAGAUCUCGCCAGGGCGGAGCAGCACGAGCACGUAGCAGGCCUCCUCGCCAGACUCCGCAAGGACACACACCGGGGCCUCUUCACCCAGCAGCUGCGGCCCACGCAGAACCCGCAGCCCCGGAUCAAGCUGAAGCUGUUCGGCCACUCGGGCGCGGGGAAGACCACGCUGGUGGAGUCGCUCAAGUGCGGGCUGCUCCGGAGCUUCUUCCGGCGGCGCCGGCCCCGGCUCUCCUCCACCAACUCCACCCGGUUCCCGCCCUCGCCCCUGGCCUCCAAGCCGGCAGUGUCCGUGAGCAUCAACAACCUGUACCCGGGCUGUGAGAACGUGAGCGUGCGGAGCCGCAGCAUGAUGUUCGAGCCGGGCCUCACCAAGGGGAUGCUGGAGGUGUUCGUGGCCCCGUCCCACCACCCGCACUGCUCCGCCGACGACCAGUCCACCAAGGCCAUCGACAUCCAGAACGCCUAUUUGAACGGGGUUGGCGAUUUCAGCGUGUGGGAGUUCUCCGGAAACCCCGUCUACUUCUGCUCCUACGAUUAUUUUGCUGCCAACGACCCCACAUCCAUCCAUGUCAUCGUGUUCAGUCUGGAAGAACCCUUCGAGAUCCAGCUGAACCAAGUCGUUUUCUGGCUCAAUUUCCUCAAGUCUCUUGUGCCGGUGGAGGAGCCCAUAGCCUUCGGCGGCAAGCUGAAGAACCCCCUCCGCGUCGUCCUGGUGGCCACGCACGCCGACAUCAUGAACGUCCCGCGCCCGGCGGGCGGCGAGUUUGGGUACGACAAGGACACGGCUUUGCUGAAGGAGAUCAGGAACAGGUUUGGGAAUGACCUUCACAUUUCAAAUAAGCUGUUUGUUCUGGACGCUGGGGCUUCGGGGUCGAAGGACAUGAAGGUUCUUCGAAAUCAUCUGCAAGAAAUACGGAGCCAGAUUGUUUCCGUCUGCCCUCCGAUGACCCACCUGUGUGAGAAAAUCAUCUCCACGCUGCCGUCCUGGAGGAAGCUCAACGGGCCCAACCAGCUGAUGUCACUGCAGCAGUUCGUGUACGACGUGCAGGACCAGCUGAACCCCCUGGCCAGCGAGGAGGACCUCAGGGGCAUCGCCCAGCAGCUCCACAGCACCGGCGAGAUCAACAUCAUGCAGAGCGAAACGGUGCAGGACGUGAUGCUCCUGGACCCCCGCUGGCUCUGCACCAACGUGCUGGGGAAGCUGCUCUCGGUGGAGACCCCGCGGGCCCUGCACCACUACCGGGGCCGCUACACGACCGAGGACAUCCAGCGCCUGGUGCCCGACAGCGACGUGGACGAGCUGCUGCAGAUCCUGGACGCCAUGGACAUCUGCGCCCGCGACCUGAGCAGCGGGGCCAUGGUGGACAUCCCCGCCCUGAUCAAGACGGACAACCUGCACCGCUCCUGGACGGACGAGGAGGACGAGGCGACGGUGUACGGCGGCGUCCGCAUCGUCCCCGUGGAGCACCUGGCCCCCUUCCCCUGCGGCAUCUUCCACAAGGUCCAGGUGAACCUGUGCCGCUGGAUCCACCAGCAGAGCGCCGAGGGGGACGCCGACAUCCGCCUGUGGGUGAGCGGCUGCAAGGUGGCCAACCGCGGGGCCGAGCUGCUGGUGCUCCUGGUCAACCACGGCCAGGGCAUCGAGGUGCAGGUGCGCGGGCUGGAGACGGAGAAGGUCAAGUGCUGCCUCCUGCUGGACUCGGUGUGCAGCACCAUCGAGAACGUCGUGGCCACCACGCUGCCGGGGCUGCUGACCGUGAAGCACUACCUGAGCCCCCAGCAGCUCAGGGAGCACCACGAGCCCGUCAUGAUCUACCAGCCCCGGGACUUCUUCCGGGCGCAGGCCCUCAAGGAGACCUCGCUCACCAACACCAUGGGCGGCUACAAGGAGAGCUUCAGCAGCAUCAUGUGCUUCGGCUGCCACGACAUCUACGCGCAGGCCAGCCUGGGGAUGGACAUCCACGCAUCCGACCUGAACCUCCUGACGAGGAGGAAGCUCAGCCGCCUGCUGGACCCGCCCGACCCCAUGGGGAAGGACUGGUGCCUCCUCGCCAUGAACCUGGGCCUCCCCGACCUGGUGGCCAAGUACAACACCACCACAAACAACCACCACGGGGCCCCCAAGGAGUUCCUCCCGAGCCCGGUGCACGCCCUGCUCCGGGAGUGGACCGCCUUCCCCGAGAGCACCGUCGGGGUCCUCAUGGCCAGGCUCCGGGAGCUGGGGCGCCGGGACGCGGCCGACUUCCUCCUGAAGGCGUCCUCGGUGCUCAAAAUCCACCUGGACGGCAACGGCCAGGAGGCCUACGCCUCGAGCUGCAACAGCGGCACCUCGUACAAUUCCAUUAGCUCGGUCGUGUCCAGGAAAACCCCUCAUGUAUGGACUCCCACUGUAUGA
Messenger RNA from Pipistrellus nathusii (Nathusius's pipistrelle), 4335 nucleotides. NCBI's taxonomy places the organism in Eukaryota, Metazoa, Chordata, Mammalia, Chiroptera, Vespertilionidae. The record is from the annotation of a GenBank genome assembly.